Molecule: messenger RNA, 3362 nt
Organism: Phymastichus coffea
Lineage: Eukaryota; Metazoa; Arthropoda; Insecta; Hymenoptera; Eulophidae
Exons: 4
Coding region: 579-1034 (151 amino acids)
Source: RefSeq, a predicted model, not a curated record
UCCACAGUGUUAAUUCUAAAGCAUCGAUCUCGCUCGAACGGUUUUGAAAUAGUGAAAGCAAGUCAAAAGAAAAGUCUUUAUUAAUUUGAAAAUUACUAUUCUUCACAAAAACAGAUAAUUACAUUUACUUUCAAUUGAUUUUUGUUUAUUUAAAAAACUGAUGUUUUUGUUGAACUUUAUCAUUGAAAACUAGUGCGUUCAAACAAAAAUUAGUCGUGAUGACUUAAUAAGUUUUAAUGGUUGGUCUUAAAAACUGUAAAUAUUUUAUAAUAUGAAAUAUUAUUUAUUAACAACAGAAAGAAUUCACAAGUCCGUUCACAGUGAUCUCGAAAGAUAUUUUUAGUUUUAUGCACUUUGCCAUCUAUGAGUUUCAUGUUUCAAGCCACUCAAAAUUAUUAUCAAUAAUUAUUUUGCAAUAAGUUGACUGAUUAUAAAUAAAAGCAUUGGUGAAUGCUAUAUCGUAAGAUUAUAGAUUUUCAUUGAGCCAAUAGUAUUAUUCUCAAUUUCAUAAUUUGAAUAACAUCAACAUUGUGCUUCACUUUGUAACGAGACAAAAUAUAUAGAAGUUUUACGAGGAUAUGAAGCGAAUACUGAAUAUACUAAUAGAUAGAAAACUGGAAAAGGGUACAAGACUAGGUCCGAUGAUGAUACUCUUACUGUGCUUAAUCACAAGUCACUAUGUAAUUGCUAUGCCUUAUCCUAUACCUCCGGGAAUGAUUUAUAGAGAAGAUUACGGACUAGAAGAACCUAAUCAAAUGCUAGUUGAACGGUUAAAACAAAUAGUAGAGCGAAAAGAAGAAAAAAUAAAUAGAGAAAUAGAUGAGUUAGCUGAAGACCAGAUGGAAAUACAAGCUCUCAUUGAUGCUAAAGUUAAAAGCGAACAAGAGCAACGAGAUUCAGAAGAAGAUCCAGAGAGUUUACCAUUACCAGCAGCUAUUUAUCAUAAUGCACCUCUACGUUCUGGAAAACGGACUAGCUAUAUGGCACUCUGUCACUUUAAAAUUUGCAAUAUGGGAAGGAAAAGGCAGAUGUAGAAAAAUGAAUAUAUGGCGGAUUUGAAAAUUUAAUUUCUUACAAUUGCUAGAAAACUAAUAAUACACUUUAAAAGUAUAAUAAAAUUUACUUAUGAAACGUACUAUUUUCUUCAAAAAUGAGUACAUUCGGAAAAGAUUAUAAAAUUUUAAUAUUGGACGGAUCGUACAUACACGUUCUUUCAAUCAAUAAAUAUCAUUAUAUUAAUAUAGUUUGCACACACUCGACACAGUUUCAAAAAACAAAGUAAAUACAUUUUAGACAAAUUUAUUAAAUGUCAUACCAUUUCUCUCUUGAAAUGUGAAUUUUCAAAAAUGAAAUAGUGACAAAUAUGUAGAUAUUUCUGUUUUUAAAUCUAAUUUUUUUUUCGAGUAAUCAUUGUAUUAAAAGUAUUAUAAAGUUAUCUAGGAUGUACAGUUGAAUUGAAAAAUGGAAAUGAGCAUUGGAAAAAUAAUCUUAUAACAAAAUGUACUUUAAGUAUCUCACAGUUUUAUUCAAGUGCUAUCAAUAUUUAAAACGAUAGAAAUGAUUAUUAACAAUAUUUAUCUUAUUUUCAACUCAUAAUAAUAGGAGGUGCUUACGUGAUUGGACAGUUGAAGCUGAUUUUAACAAGUACAUUUUAUCAUAAAUAUGUACUCAAGAUACAAUAAUUUAUAGUUAAAAAUUUUCAUAAACUCAGUUUUUAACAAGCUUCAUUUUUUGAUUAUUUGAAUAUUAGCAAAGUCGAUUAUUUUACUACGAUUAUUCCAGGAUUGAAACUUUCGAGAGUGCUUUGACAAUAUUGUAUAUACACUGAUCAAGUUUAUAAUUUACUCAUAAAAAAUCAAUUUGAAAAUUUUAAUAAGGUUAAAGAUAUCGCUCAACUAGUAAAAUUUUGCUUUCAAUUUUCAAGAAGAAAAUACGAGCGGCAUUGUCUAAUUGGAUUGGAUGAAUUUACAGCAUAUGGUAGUUGUGAAACCAAUUCAGAUCUAAAAUCAACUUAUUGCGUGUUCAAUAUUUCGUGAAAAAUGUAUUUAUUUUGAUAAAUAUUAUAAAAAGGGUGCAUAAGCUCAAUAAUGAUUAAGACUUAAAUUAGAUAAAUGAAAAAUUCAGUAUUUUACAUAAAAUACAUAAAUACAUUCUAUAAGAGAAUAAGUGAAUGAAAAGUAUGAAAGGUUGAAAAACUUCACGAUGAUACAUAUUAAAAGUAGGAAUAUGUUAUCAAAUAAAAAGAGCUAAUAAACAUAUACUAACUUAUUUUAACUAGACGUGAGGUCAAAUCGUAUGACCUUGAGAUGUUACUUUUUAAAUGAGUAUAACAGAUUAGAAGCCUGACUGUGUGAAUGCGAAGAAGAACGCAAGGCAGAGCAUGAAAAUAAUUACUACUAAUGCUAAUAAAAUUAAGAGAAUUAAGAAUGCAGAUGCCGCCUGCACCCUUCGUCAAAUAAGUUAUUUAUUGUGAAAAUUACACUUGGCUAGAUUGUAUCAAUUAUCAUAUAUACAUUUUACAAGAAAUUUAAUAUAUUUAUUUGCUUAGCUUACAUUGCAACUAAUAUUUUCGGAUUCGUUCAUUAUUUUAUAGAUAGUUCAUAUCACUUUGAACUACCUAUAAAAAUAUGUAUGUAAAUUAUUAAUUAUAUUAUUUUAUAAUCAAUAUUUUGAUUUUUAUUGAAAGUAUUACCCACGUCCUGUUGAAAUCUAGAUUUUGUUCUUUGUAAUUUUAUAUGAAUCUUUUAACUAUUUAAAACGAACAACAGUUUUUCUUACAAUUGAUUAAUUAGAGCUUGACUUGACAUAAAAAAAACUUUUUUUUAAUGGAUUUAAAAACGUUAAUUAUUUUUUAUUAAUGCAUUAAUUUUUGAUUAAAGAAAAUUGGUAGUUAAGAAAUUAAUUAAGAUUUGUUGGAUUAUGGUCUAAUUAUGAUGUUUUGCUCAAGAACAAUCAUUUUAUACAUCAUUAUUUCAAUUUUUGAAAGAUAUUUUAUAAAUUAAAUGCGAAAUUAGAAUGAAUAAAAAAUUUCAUACGAUGUGCUUUAUUUGUCCGACCAAAAUCAAACGUCUACUGUGACGUACUACGCCAUCUGCGAACAGUACGUGCUUGUACUUGUACUAUGAGCAUAAUAACCUAAUAUUCUAAUACCAGCUGUAUGUACACAAUACGAUUUAGCGUUUUAAAGAGUAGGGUAUUACUAAAUAACUGUCUGGAAGAUUAAAAUACUUAAUAUCUUUAAUAAAAUAGUGGAAUAUUUAUUAACAACAACUAUAUAUGAUUUUAUUUCAGAAAUAAUCAAUUAUAACCUUAAAUUAGCUUUUUUAGUAAUAACAUAAUACACAAAAUAAUUACUUACUUUA